Rubroshorea leprosula is the source of this 613-nucleotide messenger RNA. The record is from the annotation of a GenBank genome assembly. Lineage: Eukaryota; Viridiplantae; Streptophyta; Magnoliopsida; Malvales; Dipterocarpaceae.
ACGUUUUCUCCGCGUCUGAUUAGCUACCAAACCUCCAAUGGAGUUCACAGAGCAACAACUGAUCCAGUACAACGGCACCGACCCAUCACAGCCAAUAUACGUAGCAAUCAAGGGUCGAGUCUUCGAUGUCACCACCGGAAAAUCCUUCUACGGGCCCGGCGGUCCCUACGCCAUGUUUGCUGGCAAAGACGCGAGCAGAGCUCUUGCAAAGAUGAGCAAGAACGAGGAAGAUGUCUGCGCAUCUCUCGAUGGCCUCUCUGAGAAGGAGAUCGGGGUUCUCAACGACUGGGAGAAGAAGUUCGAAGCUAAGUACCCCGUCGUUGGCCGCGUUGCAUCCUGAAUUUCGUUGCUUCUCUCAAAUUUAAAGUAAUAUAUAUGCGUGUUCUAUCUUCUGUCCCUUUUAGUGUUUAUGUAAUAUACUGUUUUCCUGAGGCUUGAAUCGCUUUGUUAUGUGUGGGCAUCCAUCAGUUUUAACGAUUAUGUGAAUCUAUUGCUGCUACUUCUACCUCAUGGAGCCCUGUUUAGAAUGAAUAAAAUAUGGGCUUUAUAAUCUAUGGAGUUUUAUAUAUGUGAAAAUUUGAAUCUUUAAUGUUAAUAUACUUUAAUUUUUCUC